This is a messenger RNA of Phlebotomus papatasi, 2118 nucleotides long. Its product is annotated as gastrula zinc finger protein XlCGF57.1-like. The record is from RefSeq and is a predicted model, not a curated record. Gene Ontology annotation, cellular component: nucleus. Gene Ontology annotation, biological process: regulation of transcription by RNA polymerase II. Gene Ontology annotation, molecular function: RNA polymerase II transcription regulatory region sequence-specific DNA binding; zinc ion binding; DNA-binding transcription factor activity, RNA polymerase II-specific. The transcript has 3 exons. The coding region runs from base 334 to 2100 and encodes 588 amino acids. Lineage: Eukaryota; Metazoa; Arthropoda; Insecta; Diptera; Psychodidae.
GUGAAAAUCCAAGAGCAAUCUCAGUGACAUUUGGAUCGCCAUGUUGGUCUAGAUUUUGUCCAACAAUUUGCUCUGCUUCUACUACUUUUAAAAUUAAUUUUUGGAGGGAUUCUGUACCAGAAAUUAUCCCUCCAAAAAAAGAAAUUUUGAUCUUUUUUCUAUAUUCAACUUAUUCUGUGUGGAUUUUUAUUUGAUUAUGUUCUCUAUAUAGUUUUUUGUAUAAAGAAAUAUUGAGGAUAUUUUGUGUGAAGUCUAGGAAUAUUUAACAGAGCAUUCUAAGACGAGAUUUAAGCCUCAAGGUUGAACUAGAAACUAGAAACUAGAGCCCUGAAAAUGUUAACGAUAAGAAUUGAUAUGGAAAUGUGCCGAGUGUGCCUGAGAACAGGAGUUGGAACAUCCCUGUUCCAGGAAGAUCUCUCAGAGAAAUUCAACGAAGUCACCGGACUCUCGGUAAGUCCAGAAGAUGGUCUUCCGAGUUCCUUGUGCGCCAAAUGCCUGUCCAGACUCAAUUUGUCCCAUGACUUCCGGACACAGAGCAUUGAGUCAGAGAAUCACCUAAAUGACUUUAUUUCCCAAGUCAACAAAGAAUUCCAGCACAAGAUACCCAUUGUUCCAGAAGACCGACCCCAAAGGAGCUCAAGUGACAUGGAGCUGGAAUUGUUGCUGGAAAAUGGAUAUCUCGAGGAAGAGGGAGACACUGCUCCGGCGGCCAGAAGAGCUUCUGACAGAGAAGAAGAUGAAGAGAUAGCAGAAUAUGUCAAGAUUGAUGAUUUUUCCAUGAAAGACAUCAUUGAGGACUGCCAGGACGAAGAGGAACCAGAAUUAUCAGUUAAAGACGAAAUAAUGGAAAUUGAGGAACUGGAUGAGGAGAUAAUUGAGAAGAUUAUCGAAGAGGAACCCAGUUAUGACGAAGUUGAUGUUCCAGGUGAACAAGAAAUUCAAACUUCAUCCCAGGACAGUGAUCAAGGUUCCAGCAGAAUCAAAAGGCGCGAAUCUUCCGUCAUCGACAGUCACUACUGCAUAAAAUGUGACAAGGAUUUCAGCACCAGAACCAAUCUGCAUCGUCAUAUGCAAACUCACGAUGGCCAGAAACCCUUCACAUGUUCAAUUUGUGGCAAUGGAUUCACGCAAAAGGGCUCCCUGAAGCAGCAUAUGCAUCUGCAUACAGGAGAACGUCCAUAUCACUGUUCCGUCUGCGAUCGCAGAUUCACCCAAGCCAAGACUCUCGUCAAUCACAUGCGUCGGCACACAGGGGAAAAGCCCUUCCGGUGCAAUGACUGCGGAACACUCUUCCGGCAGAAAGACGGCCUCAAGAGGCAUAUGCUGCGGCACCAAGAUCUUCCUCAGCGCGCCGUCAAUUGCAGCAUCUGCAAUCGUCAAUUUGUCUCAAAGUACAGCCUCGAAGUGCACCUUCGGAAGCAUUCAAGUGACCAAAAGGCCAUCUCAAAUGCUCCCAGGUACAAGUGCACUGAAUGCAGCAGACACUUCGUCUCACCCAAAACUCUGGAAGCCCAUCAGCGAGCUCAUGCUGGAGAAGCCCCCUUCAAGUGCACCUUCGAGAACUGCGAGGCUGCUUUUGUGCGACAAUCGAGCCUCAAGAGUCACAUCAAGAGACACGAAGUCAUCAUCAAUCCCACAGAUAGUACAAUUGAAGUACUGGAGAUUGCCCAUGAGACCACAAACGGAGAGAGUGCAAAGGAAGGUACUUCGAGUGAUACUCCUAGCAAAUUCCAAUGCAACAGAUGCCCCAAGGUCUUCACGCUCAAACGAAAUCUCCUGAUUCACCUGAAAAAUCACAAUUUGGUUGACUUACACAUGUUCAAGUGCGAAGAAUGCAAGAUUGGCUUCACAUCAAAACGCAGCCUCAAGCUCCACCGAAAGAACCACCAUCGAGAAGUAGUUCCCGACCUCAAUCAAUGCGAAGAGUGUGGAGUGGACUUUGUGAGUUACGUUGAUCUCGUGACUCACAUCAACCAAAUUCACGACGAAAUCGAUGCCAAUUGCUUCUUCUGCGGAGAACACUUCCGAUCCAAGAAUGCCAUGAGCGAGCACAUCUUGGAGCACGAAUACAACGAAGAUGUCAUUGAAGGGGAUGAAUAAAUAAAUUAUCUUCUUUCA